AUGUCCGGCAGAUUCGUGUUCCUCCCCAGCCGGGCUGUGGCGAACAUGCUGCGGCGAUGGAACUACCAGGAGGGCUCAGGUCUCGGCACUCAGGGGCAAGGGAUCGUCGCGCCUAUACAAGCCGUCGUGCGGGUGCGGCGGCGUCCAAAGGCCGGCCUCGGCUACCGUGAGAAACCAUACGACAAUGGUCUCCACGUGCCGCCGGAGCCGCCCGUGGAGGAGGAGUGCCGUGAGUGGGAGAAUAUUGCACGGGCUAUGCGGCUUGAAACGGAGUGCUGCGAGACGAUCCUCGCCCUCCUGCAUGACAUGAGGCUUCAAGGGGAUGACAGCGUGGAGACGACGGAUGCGCUGAAGGCCAUGGCCGAGUCCAAGAAGGGGCUCCAGGGGAAGCGCACGCUAGGGACGUUGAAAGCCAGGCUGCCUUCUUCUGCCGCGCGCUACAUAAUCGAGCAGGUGAUCACGCCGAGGAUGGUUGUCGACGUGCGAGAGUGGAAGCCGUCAUGGGAUCCGGACUGCCACGACUGGCUACGCCCGUUCAUUCCCCUCAUCGGCCACUUACCCGAGAGCCUCUACAGUACUGUGGAGAGCAAGAUCAGGAACGGUGACUACGAAGUCGUCUCGCCAUGGAAGGAAUACCUUAGCCCUGUGCAGUGGGACACCUUCAGCAAGCGUCACAUCCUGCCAAUGCUAACACGGUUGGUACGGGAGAUGAAGAUCACGCCGCCGAAGCAAACCGACCCUUCGUUCCGGACCGUGAUGCUGUGGGCACCUCUCCUGCGCGCUCAAGACGUGGUGUCGAUCCUAGAGGCCGAAAAAUUCUUUGAAAAAUGGGAAAGCACGCUGCGGCACUGGCUGCAAGCCGCGAAGCCCCCGUUGGGGGAGGCCAUCGCAUGGUGCACCGGCUGGAAGACGCUCUUCACACCAGAGCUGCUCGCUGACGAAAGUGUGCUCACGCAUCUUGAUGCUGGCCUUGAUAUGGUCGAUCCUGCAAUGCAAGAACUCGACAGUCUUUUUAGCAAUUUGUAG
Triticum turgidum subsp. durum (durum wheat) is the source of this 1026-nucleotide messenger RNA. The record is from the annotation of a GenBank genome assembly. Lineage: Eukaryota; Viridiplantae; Streptophyta; Magnoliopsida; Poales; Poaceae.